UAAAUGUUGACAAACAAAGCAGAUUAAAGUAUUUCUUUGAGAAAGUUAAGAUUGGAGAUUUGAUUCUAGGAACUAUCGUGAGCAAGACUCAAUCAGGAAUGAUGUUAAAAGUGCUGUGUACUGUUAGUAAGGGGAACAGUACUCGUUAUGUUGCUGACAUAAAUGUAAAGGCUUUCUGCUCUGUUGCAAAUGUUAUUCCUGCAGUUGAUCGAAAAGGUGUAACACGCAGUUACAUGAUGAAUGAUUCAGUUUGCUGUGAAGUAUUAGAAGUUAUUCCAGACACUGAUAAGAUGGUCUGUGGUAUGAAAGGCACCACACGACAACCAAACGAUCCUGAAUUUCGACCAUCCUUGGGCUUAAUUAGUACAGAUGAUUUCCCUAUUUCAUACAAGUUGCUACAUGCAAGAUUUAAUAAAGAGUUUAUACAAUUUAUGUUACGGAGUAAGCAUUAUAUAUAAUAAAAAUAGUGUUCGUCCAGUCAAAACCCAUUGAUAAAAGUACGAAUUAAAUGUUAUUGUAUCGCACAAACACAAGUGUUUAAGCACAACUUUGCACAACUGUGCUGUUUGAUGAUGAUCCAUGAUCAGCAGGUGAGACUUAAAAAACACUUUUUAGCUUAUCCGUUCGUCUUGAGGAUGAAAAAGGCGCAGGAUGAUGCAAACGUAAUAUCAUCUGAUAUUAAAAUAAAUUUUUAGCAGAACUAUUUCAAAAUGUCCUGCUUCUUGUGUGUGUUGCCACAGUUUUAAAUUCGUUAACAAAUCAAAUAACUAUUCAAAAACUAAUAAAAAUAAAAAUCACCAUCCGUCCUUCUGUCUGUAGACGAUAAAUACCUACCUACCUAUGAUUCUAAAAAAAUUAGAAACGUAUAAAAUGGAGUUUUACGGCGUAUUGAAAAAAUAUUUUCCCAGUGACGAUUUUUUAUAAUAGUAAAAAGGAUUUCUGCCCCCUACUACUUUUGUUUUGGUACGUAUUUUUUGUUAAUAGGUUUUUAACAUAAUACUUGAUAUUUUACUUUAUUUGGGUGAAGAGUUUUUCUUUUACUAUUGUAUACAAAUUGUUGUUGUGUAUUCAUUUGUGAGUCUGGUGUGAUGAAAAUUACGGUAUUAUGGAAAUCUACAGUUCAAUUGAUAAUUAACAGAGUAGUAGAAAAAAUGUAGUUUCUAUAAUCCCAUAAUUUUCACUCAAAUUGUUUAAAUUUCAUUUAACUGAUUUUGUGGAAAUAAAGAAUGGGAGGAUAUCGUUAAUCAUGAGAAGAAGAGGAAUAUAAAUAUGAGAAAAUAUGUAAAAAGAACUAA
Messenger RNA from Agrilus planipennis (emerald ash borer), 1295 nucleotides. RefSeq lists its product as uncharacterized. The transcript has 4 exons. The record is from RefSeq and is a predicted model, not a curated record. The coding region runs from base 99 to 458 and encodes 119 amino acids. Lineage: Eukaryota; Metazoa; Arthropoda; Insecta; Coleoptera; Buprestidae.